AACCCCUCGCUUGGCUUUGAAAAUGGCGAGAAAUGAAGAGGAGAUUGAAAGAGGCAGCGGAGAAGCAGAAGCAACAGAGAAUUCACUCAGUGAUGGGUCGAUUUGCGGUUUUGAUUCUCUCCAUAGUCUCCUCCGGGCGUCCCUCAGUCCCCAAGCUUUCCAGGAGGUCAGCCGAAUGCUCUUGGGGCUGAAUUGUGGAAAAGAGAUUGAAACCAUUUCUCUCCCCGAGCCUGCCAAAGUUCUCUCUUCAAAACAUGAUUUUGAUCUACAGCACUCUCUGCAAUCGAUUCGGUCAUUCAUAAUGGCAUUCCGCUUUCAUGCUGACAAGGAAUUAUUAACAGAACCUCAAAUGGUCAGAGUUGGUCUUAUUCAAAACUCUAUUGCCCUUGCAACAACUGCACCCUUUUUGGACCAAAAGAGAGCCAUCUUUGAGAAAUUGAAGCCAAUUAUUGUUGCAGCAGGUGCUUCUGGAGUUAAUAUCCUGUGUUUGCAAGAGUUUUGGAUGAUGCCUUUUGUAUUCUGUACUCGUGAGAAGAGAUGGUGUGAAUUUGCAGAGCCUGAUGAUGGAGAGUCAACACAAUAUCUCCAGGAUUUUGCAAGAAAAUAUAAUAUGGUGAUAGUCAGUCCAAUUCUUGAGAGAGAUGUGAAACACGGAGAGACUAUUUGGAACACUGCUGUAAUAAUUGGAAAUCACGGUAACAUUAUUGGCAAGCAUCGCAAGAACCAUGUAACUAGAGUCGGGGACUUCAAUGAGAGCACAUACUAUAUGGAAGGAAACACUGGGCACCCUGUGUUUGAGACAGCUUACGGAAGGAUUGCUGUCAACAUUUGUUAUGGGAGGCACCACCCAUUGAAUUGUUUGGCUUUUGGCUUGAAUGGCGCCGAGAUUGUCUUCAAUCCUGCUGCUACUGUUGGCGAACUCAGUGAACCAAUGUGGCCUAUUGAGGCUAGAAAUGCUGCGAUAGCGAAUAGUUACUUUGUCGGGUCAAUCAAUCGUGUGGGAACUGAGAUCUUCCCGAACCCAUUCACUUCGGGUGAUGGAAAGCCACAACAUGCAGAUCUGGGGCAUUUCUACGGAUCCAGUCAUUUUUCAGCACCAGAUGCUUCGUGCACGCCCUCUCUCUCCCGUUACAGGGAUGGGUUGAUCAUAUCAGACAUGGAUCUCAACCUCUGCAGGCAGCUGAAAGACAAGUGGGGGUUUUGGAUGAGUGCUCGGUAUGAGAUGUAUGCUAAGCUUCUUGCCCGGUAUAUUAUGCCUGACUUUGAGCCCCAAGUCAUUUCUGAUCCCUUGUUGCAUAAGUAAACCAUCUGAUCUGAGGUUCCAUGUAUUUGAAACAAUGUGACGCUUUGGUCAAGUACCAGUGUAGAACUAGAACAUAAACUUUUGUUGGAUGUACUGGUGAUGCAGCAUCCGUUAUAUGUAUGUGUUAUCAGUGGGCAUGUAUACUGUUUUUGCACCUUCUUCUUUAGGCCCUACUCUCUUGCUGUGAGAUGUGUAUGGAAAGCUCAAGCUUUAUGUAGUGUGGCCCUACUCUCUUGCCUCUUGAGUAGUAAACAUUGUCACCCAAAUUGUAUAUUUAUUGUAUAUAAAUACGACUCUCUCUUCA
Molecule: messenger RNA, 1607 nt
Organism: Diospyros lotus (date-plum)
Lineage: Eukaryota; Viridiplantae; Streptophyta; Magnoliopsida; Ericales; Ebenaceae
Product: beta-ureidopropionase-like
Exons: 7
Coding region: 23-1303 (426 amino acids)
Molecular function (GO): beta-ureidopropionase activity
Source: RefSeq, a predicted model, not a curated record